Molecule: messenger RNA, 1777 nt
Organism: Oryctolagus cuniculus (rabbit)
Lineage: Eukaryota; Metazoa; Chordata; Mammalia; Lagomorpha; Leporidae
Source: RefSeq, a predicted model, not a curated record
UGACCUUGGUCGUCUCUCUGAGCCUGCUUCCUCACGGAAAAAAAAAAAAAAAAUGGAAUGAGCAAGACCCGAUUGGGUCACUGUGAGGAAAUCGCGAGACCAGGCUGGAAGGGCCCGGCCUCCGGGAGCAGCUCGCUCCGGGCGGGGGAGGAGGAGGGGGCGCGAACUUCCCGCUGCGGCCCCCCCCCCUCGCCCCCCGGAACUGGGGCGGUGCGCAGCACCCGGUCCGUUUUACAGAUACAGAAACUGAGGCCUGGGCGCGGCAGGCUACGGCCCGAGCCCAGAUCCUGACUCUGCGUCCAGUGCCCGACCCGCCCCGGGGCGCGGGCUCGAGGGGCCGGGACCUCGGGGCGCGCUCCGGGCGCUCCGGCUCGGCCCCCCGCCGCGCGCGCCGCUCCCGGGAGCGCAGAGCUCGCGGUUGUCACUUUAAAUUAAAAGGAGGGAGCGGGCGGGCGGCGAGCGCGAGGGAGCGCGCGGCGGGCUCCUGGGAGCGAGCCCGGACUGCGGCGCAGAGCCCGUCCGCCGCCCCGGCCCGGCCGAGCCCCCGGCCCGCGCCGCGCCGCGCCGAGGCUGGUGCUCCGCGACACUGCGGGGGAGCGCUGCGGCCGGCGGCCGGGAGCGCCGAGCCGGAACCGGAGCGGCGGCCCCUACACGGAGCCGGGUCACAGGCGCUGGGGCAGGCACCAUGGCCGUGGAUGUGACUGAGUACCACCUGAGCGUCAUCAAGAGCCCGCCCGGCUGGGAGGUGGGCGUCUACGCCGCGGGGGCCCUGGCCCUGCUGGGAAUCGCGGCCGUGAGCCUGUGGCGGCUCUGGACGUCCGGCAGCUUUCCCAGCCCCUCGCCGUUCCCCAACUAUGACUACCGCUACCUGCAGCAGAAGUACGGCGAGGCCUCCGCAGAGGCCAGGCGCAAGAGGAUAUCCGCCUGGAACGGCCAGCGGCCCAGCACGCGGGGACCGCCCAGCCGCAAGGGCAGCCUGAGCCUGGAGGACACCUUGGAGAGCGUGAGCGAGCUGGGGCCCCUGGAGCUAAUGGGGCGCGAGCUGGACCUGGCGCCCUACGGGCCACUGCGCAAGUCCCAGUCGGCCGACUCCCUCAACUCCAUCUCCUCUGUGAGCAACACGUUCGGGCAGGACUUCACCCUGGGCCAGGUGGAGGUGAGCAUGGACUACGCCGCCGCGUCCCACACCCUCCACGUGGCCGUGCUGCAGGGCAGGGACCUGCUGGAGCGCGAGGAAGCCAGCUUCGAGUCCUGCUUCAUGCGCGUGAGCCUGCUGCCGGACGAGCAGAUCGUGGGCAUCUCCCGGCUCCAGCGGAACGCCUACUCCAUCUUCUUCGACGAGAAGUUCUCGGUGCCGCUGGAGCCCGCCGCCCUGGAGGAGAAGAGCCUGCGGUUCUCCGUGUUCGGCAUUGACGAGGACGAGCGCAACGUGAGCACGGGCGUGGUGGAGCUGAAGCUGUCCGUGCUGGACCUCCCGCUGCAGCCCUUCAGCGGCUGGCUGUACCUGCAGGACCAGAACAAGGUCCCUGACGCUGUGGGGGAGAUCCUUCUGUCCCUCAGCUACCUCCCCACGGCCGAACGGCUCACUGUAGUCGUGGUAAAGGCCAAGAACCUCGUCUGGACCAACGACAAGACCACAGCGGACCCCUUCGUCAAAGUGUACCUGCUGCAGGAUGGGAGGAAGAUGAGCAAAAAGAAGACGGCGGUGAAGAGGGACGACCCCAACCCCGUGUUCAACGAAGCCAUGAUCUUCUCUGUGCCGGCCCUGCUGCUCCAG